Messenger RNA from Loxodonta africana (African savanna elephant), 8716 nucleotides. It is a transcript of the gene STAB1, whose product is annotated as stabilin 1. The record is from RefSeq and is a predicted model, not a curated record. The transcript has 69 exons. Bases 1097 to 8659 code for a protein of 2520 amino acids. Gene Ontology annotation, biological process: cell adhesion. Lineage: Eukaryota; Metazoa; Chordata; Mammalia; Proboscidea; Elephantidae. Gene Ontology annotation, molecular function: hyaluronic acid binding; calcium ion binding.
GUGUACCCGCCAGCCACCGCCAGCCAUGGCAGGGCCCCGGGGCCUCCUCCUGCUCUGCCUCCUAGCCUUCUGUCUGGCAGGCUCCAACUUCAUCAGGGGGCAGAAGGGCUCCUCAGCCUGAAGGUGAGAGGGCCAGCCUCACCUGGGGAUUGGCGAUGUGAUCACCCCCAACUCAUACCCCACACGGGGUCACAAACUGAGAGACUCACGUGGACCAUGUGUGUGCCUGCUGGGAGUGUGUGCACAUGUGAGAGUGUGCCCCAAGAGUGCCCUGGAGGCGGGAUGAGAGCUACUCACUCCUGCGUCCUCUGGGAAAGCAGAUUACACCCUCAAUCCUAAAAGCUACAUAAAGAACAAUGGUGAGUGCACAGCUGGGGCACUAUCCCCCUGAACCUUCACAACCACACGGCAUGUGUUAUCCGUGAGGAAGCCAAGCCCAAGAAAUGGUGGAGACAGGUCACCCCACUCCAAACCACUGCCCGCCCCUCCCCAUGCAGGCUGCUAGAUGAGUGGGCAGGGACCUGUAUAUGUCCCCUCAGAUCCUGCCGGUCCACCCAGGCCCAUGGGAGGGAUGUGGUCCCUUUGGGACCUCUGGAAGAGCCUCCCACCUGAGUGGGCAGAUAGCAUCUCCUGGAAGGGUCAUGCCCUCCCCUUGGAGCCAAGUUCCCCAAGGCGUUAAUGGGCAGACUGAGAGCAAGAGAGGGGAAGGAUUUGCUCAGGGUUCCACUGUCAGGCAGUACCAGGACGGGCACCCAGGCCUCCUGCCACCAUUGGACUCUCUCCUUGUGUUCCAUGUGGUGAGAAGGAGCAGAGAGAAGGACCUCACCAAGUCAGAGUGGGGGACGGGCAGACCUGGGGCUGAGAAGACAUCGGUGAUGGUGGAAGAGCCAAAUGUUCCAAGGCUGUGCUGUGUUGAGCCCUGUGGGUGCGGUCCAAACGCUGCGACACAAAGACCAAGUUUGUCACGCAUACCCCCUGCACCCCAUGUGUCGUUGUCAAGAGGCGAGUGUGUCCCCCAGGCUGGUUCCGGCAGUUCCCUGAAAAGAUAUCACAGGACUGCAGCUACGAGGUGCAGCUGGGGGACACCUUGCUGCCCAUGAGCGGCUGCAGCCUGGAUUGCUGGAAGGAAGUGGUACAGAAGGCCUGCUGCCCCGGCUACUGGGGAUCUGAGUGCUACGAGUGCCCUGGGGGUGCUGAGACCCCAUGCAAUGGCCGUGGGACCUGCCUGGAUGGCAUGACCAGGAAUGGGACCUGUGUGUGCCAGGAAAACUUCAGCGGCUCAGCCUGUCAGGAAUGCCGAGAUCCCAGCCGGUUUGGGCCUGACUGCCAGUCCGUGUGCAGCUGCGUGCAUGGUGUGUGUAGCCGUGGACCGCGUGGGGAUGGGAGCUGCCUGUGCUUUGCUGGAUACACCGGCCCCCGCUGUGACCAAGAGCUGCCAGUCUGCCAGGCCCUGAGUUGCCCCAAGAACUCCCAGUGCUCUGCAGAGGAUCCCACUUGCCACUGCCUGCCUGGCCACACCCAGCAGGGCAGUGAGUGCCGAGCCCCUGACCCCUGCCGGCCACCAUCACCCUGCGCCCCAUCAGCACAGUGUUCGGUGAGCCCCACAGGGAAGGCACAAUGUCGCUGCAGAGAGGGCUACCACGGUGACGGGAUGGUGUGUCUGCCCCAGGACCUGUGUACUGCCAAUAACGGUGGCUGCCCCAGCAACUCCACUUUGUGCAUGUACCAGUGGCCAGGCAAGGUCUCCUGCUCGUGUAAGCCCGGCCUGGUCAGCAUCAGCCACAAUGCCUCUGCCGGCUGUGUCGCCCUCUGCUUCCCCCACUCCUGUGACCGGUCAGCCACCUGCCAGGUGACCCCCGAUGGGAAGAUCAGCUGUGUGUGCAAGGAGGGCGAGGUGGGGGAUGGGCGCGCCUGCUACGGGCACCUGCUCCACGAGGUGCGGAAGUCCAGCCAAGUGGGCCUGGUGUUCCUGCGUCUGAGAGCAGCCGUCGACAUGCUGGACCAGGGCUGCCGGGAGCUCCUCACCACGUCAGGCCCAUUCACCGUGCUUGUGCCAUCUGUUGUCUCCUUCUCCAAGAGUGUGAACGAGUCCGUUGCCCAGCAGCUCUGCAGACAGCAUGUCAUCGCAGGCCAGCACGUGCUGGAGGAGGGGGGCCCACAGACACGCAGGUGGUGGACGCUAGCCGGGCAGCUCAUCACUGUCACCUUCAACAGCUUCGUGCGCAAAUACACCUACACAUACGAAGACCAGCCCCAGAAGACACUCAGCAUCCAGAGGCCCAACUACCCAGCUGCCAACGGUGUCUUCCACGUGGUCACCACCCUGCGGUUGGAGCCCCCCUCAGGGGUCCCUGGGGACCCCAAGAGAACUAUCGGCAGGAUCCUCGCCUCCACCGAGGCUUUCAGCCGCUUUGAGACCAUCCUGGAGAACUGUGGGCUGCCCUCCAUCCUGGAUGGGCCUGGGCCCUUCACAGUCUUUGUCCCAAGCAACGAGGCUGUGGACAACUUGCGUGACGGCCGCCUCAUCUACCUCUUCACAGAUGGUCUCUCCAAACUGCAGGAGUUGGUGAGGUACCACAUCUAUAACCACGGCCAGAUGACCACUGAGAAGCUCAUCUCCAAGGGUAGGGUACUCACCAUGGCAAACCAGGUCCUGGCCGUGAACAUCUCUGAGGAGGGACGCAUCCUGCUGGGACCUCAGGGGGUCCCGCUGCGGCAAGUGGAUGUGCUGGCUGCCAAUGGUGUGAUCCAUGUGCUGGAGGGCAUCCUGCUCCCCCCAACCAUACUGCCCAUCCUGCCCAAGCACUGCCAUGAGGAGCAGUACAAGAUAGUGUUGGGCUCCUGUGUGGACUGCCAAGCCCUGAACACCAGUGCAUGCCCCCCCAACAGCAUGGAGCUGGACAUCUUCCCCAAGGAGUGUAUCUACAUUCAUGAUCCUACUGGGCUCAACGUCCUGAAGAGAGGCUGUGCCCGCCACUGCAACCAGACCAUCAUAAAGCCUGGCUGCUGCAAAGGGUUUUUUGGUCCUGACUGUGCACAGUGUCCUGGGGGUUUCUCCAACCCCUGCUAUGGCAAAGGCAACUGUAGCGAUGGGGUCCGGGGCAACGGGGCCUGCCUCUGCUUCCCAGACUACAAGGGCAUUGCCUGCCACAUCUGCUCCGACCCAAAGAAACAUGGAGACCAGUGCCAGGAAGACUGUGGCUGUGUCCAUGGACUGUGUGACAACCGUCCAGGCAGUGGGGGUGUAUGCCAGCGUGGCACGUGUGCCCCUGGCUUCAGUGGCCGCUUCUGCAACGAGUCCUUAGGGGACUGUGGGCCCACGGGCCUGGCCCAGCACUGCCACCAGCAUGCCCGCUGCGUCAGCCAAGAGGGUGUUGCCAGGUGUCUCUGCCUUGAUGGCUUUGAGGGUGAUGGCUUCUCCUGUACAUCCAGCAACCCCUGUUCCCACACAAACCGUGGUGGCUGCUCAGAGAAUGCCGAGUGUGUCCCCGGAGCCCCAGGUGCCCACAGCUGCAAGUGUCACAAAGGCUGGAGCGGGGACGGCCGGGUCUGUGUGGCCAUCGAUGAGUGUGAGCUGGAUGCUCGAGGUGGCUGCCAUGCUGAUGCCCUCUGCAGCUAUGUGGGUCCCGGGCAGAGCCGGUGCACCUGCAAGCUGGGCUUCGCCGGGGAUGGCUACCUGUGCAGCCCCAUUGACCCCUGCCGGGUAGGCAAUGGUGGCUGCCAUGACCUGGCCACCUGCCGGGCAGUAGGGGGAGGUCAGCGGGUCUGCACUUGCCCCCUUGGCUAUGGGGGUGACGGCUUCAGCUGCUAUGGAGACAUCUUGAGGGAGCUGGAAGCAAAUGCUCACUUCUCCGUCUUCUCCCAGUGGAUCAAGAACGCCAGCAUCACCCUUCCUGCCGACAGCCGCAUCACAGCCUUGGUGCCUUCUAAGUCUGCCAUCCGAGGCUUGAGCGCCGAGGACCGGGCCUUCUGGCUGCACCCAAGGAUGCUGCCGCAGCUGGUCAGGGUCCAUUUUCUCCAGGGUGCCUACUCUGAGGAGGAGCUGGCCAGGCUGGAUGGGCAGGAUGUGGCUACCCUGAGCCCCACCACACGCUGGGAGAUUCACAACAUUAGUGGGAGGGUCUGGGUACAGAAUGCCAGUGUGGAUGUGGCUGACCUCCUUGCUACCAACGGCGUCCUGCACACCCUCAGCCAGGUCUUACUGCCUCCACGUGGGGACGUGCUGCAGCGCCAGGGGUUGCUGCAACAGCUGGGCUCCGAGCCAGCCUUCAGCCUCUUCCAGGAGCUGCUGCAGCGCCACAGCCUGGUGCCCCAGAUUGAGGCCGCCCCUGCCUAUACCAUCUUCGUGCCCACAAAUCGAUCGCUGGAGGCCCAGGGCAACAGCAGCAGCCUGGACGUGGACAUAGUGAGACACCACGUGGUCCUGGGUGAGGCACUGUCCAUGGAAGACCUGAGGAGAGGGGGACACCGCAACUCCCUUCUGGGUCCUGCCCACUGGCUGGUCUUCUACAACCACAGUGGCCAGCCUGAGGUGAACCACGUGCCGCUGGAAGGCCCCAUCCUGGAAGCCCCAGGCCGCUCACUGUUCGGCCUGUCUGGCGUCCUGAAGGUGGGCUCAAGCCGCUGCCUGCACAGUCAUGCCGAGGCUCUGCGGGAGAAAUGCAUCAACUGCACCCGGAAAUUCCGCUGCACCCACGGCUACCAGCUGCAGGACACCCCCAGGAAGAGCUGUCUCUACCGCUCUGGCUUAUCCUUCUCCCAGGGCUGUUCUUACACGUGCGCCAAGAAGAUUGAGGUGCCUGACUGUUGCCCUGGCUUCUUUGGCACACUGUGUGAGCCGUGCCCGGGGGGCCUGGGCGGUGUGUGCUCGGGCCAUGGGCAGUGCCAGGACAGGCUCCUAGGCAGCGGGGAGUGUCGCUGCCAGGAGGGCUUCCAUGGAACAGCCUGUGAGAUGUGUGAGCUGGGCCGCUACGGGUCCAACUGUGCUGGAGUGUGUGACUGCGCCCAUGGGCUGUGCCAGGAGGGGCUGAAUGGAGACGGAAGCUGUGUCUGUAAUGUAGGCUGGCAGGGCCUCCGCUGUGACCAGAAAAUCACCAGCCCUCAGUGUCCAAAGAAAUGCGACCCCAAUGCCAACUGCAUUCAGAACUUGGCUGGAGCCCCUGCCUGUGUCUGCGCUGCAGGAUACUCGGGCAAUGGCACCCACUGUUCAGAAGUGGACCCCUGUGCCCAUGACCACGGGGGCUGCUCCCUCCAUGCCAACUGCACCAAGGUGGCACCUGGACAGCGGACAUGCACCUGCCAGGAAGGCUAUACGGGCGAUGGAGAGCUGUGUGAGGAGGCUAACAGCUGUCUCAUCCGCCAUGGGGGCUGCCACAUUCAUGCCGAGUGCAUCCCCACCGGCUCCCAGCAGGUCUCCUGCAGCUGCCGCGAGGGUUACAGCGGAGAUGGCGUCCGGACCUGUGAGCCCCUGGACCCCUGCUCCCAGCACAAUGGAGGCUGUAGCCCCUACGCAGUGUGCAAAAGCACGGGGGAUGGUCAGAGGACAUGUACCUGUGAUGCGGCCCACACCGUGGGUGAUGGGUUCACCUGCCGUGCCCGAGUUGGCCUGGAGCUCCUCCGGGACAAGCAUGCUUCAUUCUUCACCCUCCACCUCCUGGAGCACAAGGAGCUCAAGGGCGACGGGCCAUUCACAAUCUUCGUGCCGCACUCGGACCUAAUGACCAACCUGACGCUGGAUGACCUGGCCCGGAUUCGCGCACACCGCCAGCUCGUCUUCCGCUACCACGUGGUCGGCUGCCGGCAGCUAGGAAGCCAGGAGCUGCUGGACACCGAGUACGUCACGGCGCUGUCCGGGCACUCGCUGCGCUUCAGCGAGAGGGAGGGCAUCAUGUACAUCAAUGACUUCGCGCGCAUCGUGAGCAGCGACCACCAGGCGGUGAACGGCGUCCUGCACUUCAUUGACCGUGUCCUGCUGCCGCCCGAUGCGCUACACUGGGAGCCUGACCCUGCCCCAACCCCACAGAGAAACGUCACCGCCGCUGCCGAGAGCUUCGGUUACAAGAUCUUCAGUGGCCUCGUGACGGUGGCUGGCCUCCUGCCUUUGCUUCGAGAUGUGUCCCAUAGACCCUUCACAAUGCUGUGGCCCACAGACUCCGCCCUGCGAGCCCUGCCCCCUGAGCGCCAGGAUUGGCUGUACCAUGAGGCUCAUCGUGACAAGCUGGCAGCCAUUCUGCGGGGCCAUGUGAUCCACAAUGUCGAGGCUUUGGCAUCUGACCUGCCCAAUCUGGGCCCACUCCGCACCAUGCAUGGGACCCCCAUCUCCUUCUCCUGCAGCCGCACCCGACCCGGUGAACUCAUGGUGGGUGAGGAUGAUGCCCGCAUUGUGCAGCGGCACCUGCCCUUUGAGGGUGGCCUGGCCUAUGGCAUUGACCAGCUGCUGGAGCCACCAGGCCUUGGUGCCCGCUGUGACAGCUUUGAGACCCGGCUAAUGCAAAAGGCCUGCAGCAUCUGUGGGCUGGAGCCACCUUGUCCUCAGGGCUGGAAAGAGCAGGGCAGCCCCGAGGCCUGCUGGCACUUCUACACAAAGUUCCGGCCACACUCUUCACUGCGCCCCUGGGCGCAGAGCAGCCUCUGGGGGCGGUCCAGCCUCUGGGGGCGGCCCAGCCUCUGGGGCCAUUCCCAGGGCCUGGGCAGAGGCUGCCGCCGAAACUGUAUCACUACCACCUGGAAGCCCAGUUGUUGCUCCGGUCACUAUGGCAGUGAGUGCCGAGCAUGCCCCGGGGGCCCUAGCAACCCCUGUAGUAACCAUGGCGUGUGCUUGGAUGGCAUGAGCGGCAGCGGGCAGUGCAGGUGCCACUCGGGCUUCGCUGGGACAGCGUGUGAACUCUGUGCCCCAGGUGCCUUUGGGCCCCACUGCCAAGCCUGCCGCUGCACCUCCCAUGGCCAUUGUGAUGAGGGCCUUGGGGGCUCUGGCACCUGCUUCUGUGAUGAGGGCUGGACUGGGCCCCACUGUGAGGUGCAGCUGGAGUUGCAGCCUGUGUGCACCCCACCCUGCGCUCCCCAGGCCAUGUGCCGUGUGGGCAACAGCUGUGAGUGCAGCCUGGGCUAUGAAGGGGACGGCCACGUGUGCACAGUGGUAGACCUGUGCCAGGUUGGGCGUGGCGGCUGCAGUGAGCAUGCCAACUGCAGCCAGGUGGGCACAGUGGUCAUCUGCACCUGCCUGCCCGACUAUGAGGGUGAUGGCUGGAUCUGCCAGGCCCGAAACCCCUGCGAAGACGGCCACCGUGGGGGCUGCAGCGAGCAUGCUGACUGCCUCAGCACUGGUCCGAACACACGGCGCUGUGAGUGCCACGCUGGCUUCAUGGGUGAUGGGCUGCAGUGUCUGGAGGAGCCCGAGCCACCUGUGGACCGCUGCCUGGGCCAGCCUCGGCCUUGUCAUGCAGAUGCCGUGUGUACUGACCUGCACUUCCAGGGUGUGCACCCCUGUCCGUUCCCUGUGCCUCUGCGUUCCCCUCUGUGUCUCCUAGCUGAUCAUGCACUCCUCUCCUACGCAGAGAAACGGGCUGGGGUCUUCCACCUCCAGGCCACCAGCGGCCCUUAUGGCCUGACUUUCUCAGAGGCCAAGGCAGCGUGUGAGGCCCAGGGAGCUGUUCUGGCUUCUCUCCUUCAGCUCUCUGCUGCCCAGCAGCUGGGCUUCCACAUGUGUCUUGUGGGCUGGCUGGCCAAUGGGUCGGCUGCCUACCCCGUCGUUUUCCGUGCGGCAGACUGCGGGGAUGGCCAGGUGGGCAUAGUCAGCCUGGGCACCCGUCAGAACUUUUCGGAGCGCUGGGAUGCCUAUUGCUACCGCAUACAAGAUGUGGAAUGCCAGUGCCGCGACGGCUUUGUGGGCGAUGGGACCAGCAUGUGCAACGGGAAGCUGCUCGAUGUACUGGCUGCCACUGCCAACUUCUCUACUUUCUAUGAGAUGCUGUUGGACUAUGCCAAUGCCACCCAGAGAGGUCUUGACUUCCUGGACUUCCUGGAUGACGAGCUCACCUACAAGACACUCUUUGUCCCUGUCAACGAAGGCUUUGUGGACAACAUAACACUGAGUGGCCCAGACCUGGAGCUGCACGCCUCCAACACCACCUUCCUGAGCACCAACGCCAGCCAGGGUACUUUGCUCCCCGCCCACUCGGGCCUCAGCCUCGUCAUCAGUGACUUGGGUCCUGGCAACAGUUCUCGGGCCCCUGUGGUCCCAGGGGCAGUUGUGGUUGGCAGUGUCAUCCAGUGGGACAUCAUAGCCUUCAAUGGCAUCAUCCAUGCUUUGGCCAGCCCCCUCCUGACACCUCCACAGCCCCGGGCGGUGCUGGCACAUGAAAUCCCACCCGUGGCAGCAACUGUGGGGGCUGUGGUGGCCAUUGGAGCACUGCUCAGCCUAGUGGCCGGAGCCAUCUACCUCCGUGCCCGAGGCAAGACCGCAGGCUUUGGCUUCUCCACCUUCCAGGCGGAAGAUGACGCUGAUGAUGACUUUUCCCCAUGGCAGGAGGGGACCAGCCCAACCCUGGUCUCCAUCCCCAACCCUGUCUUUGGCAGCCAUGAUGCUUUUUCUGAGCCCUUUGAUGACUCACUCCUAGAGGAGGACUUCCCUGACACCCAGAGGAUCCUGGCAGUCAAGUGAUGCUGGGGAUGAAGCAGAGGCAUGUGCAAGAAGGAGACGGAUGGCAUUUAUUGCUUG